AAUGGAUAGAAUAUAUGGUAAAAUAAAGUAGAGGUGUGAGGUCGCGCGUGUAUUGGCUGGCAAUGACUUCUUCCCUUUACACUUGCAGUUGCAGUUCCAGUUCGUUAACUUGGUUGUUAAAGAAACGGAACGUUGAUCAUUACGGAGGUUUCAGCUUGAGACGACGGGCAUUACCGGUGGUGGCACUUUCUCAAUCCAGAAGGUCCACGGCGAUUCUUAUCUCAUCCUUGCCUUUCACCUUCGUUUUUCUCUCUCCGCCACCACCAGCGGAGGCUAGAGAAAGACGCAAGAAAAAGAACAUUCCCAUUGAUGAUUAUAUCACUUCCCCUGAUGGAUUAAAAUACUAUGAUUUUCUUGAGGGAAAAGGUCCAAUAGCUGAAAAAGGAUCAACUGUUCAGGUGCACUUUGAUUGUUUAUAUCGCGGAAUUACAGCUGUUUCAAGUCGAGAAUCUAAACUCCUAGCUGGAAAUCGUGUUAUAGCCCAGCCAUAUGAAUUCAAGGUGGGAGCUCCGCCCGGAAAGGAAAGGAAGCGUGAAUUUGUCGACAACCCAAAUGGUCUAUUCUCUGCACAAGCAGCACCAAAACCUCCACAAGCCAUGUACACAAUAGUUGAAGGAAUGCGAGUGGGUGGAAAGCGAACUGUGAUUGUUCCUCCUGAAAAAGGGUAUGGAAAAAAGGGAAUGAAUGAGAUUCCGCCUGGAGCUACAUUUGAACUAAAUAUUGAACUUUUGCAAUUGGCAUCUACAUGAAGAGAUGAGUUUGAGUUGAUUCUUAUGAAGAGCUGGAUAAUUUAACUUAAGAAUUUGUACCCUAUGAGGCUUGGGCUAUGGCUAUUCUUUUCCCAUUGAUGUUUUCCUCUUUUUGUAGUCUUUUGACUAGGGAGAUUUUUUUCCUUUCACAAAAUGAUCGUGUUGUUGUAUAUUAUACAUGUCUUCCUUCUUGUAACAAAAAAAAAAAAAAAAAAAUACUUCUCUUCCUUCUCUCGUGGCUGCAAUUUGAUAGUGAUCUCAGUAUAUAUGUACGUGGAUCACUUUUUGUAUAUUAUGGAUUAUAGAAGCUUUAAUUUUAACUA
This is a messenger RNA of Medicago truncatula (barrel medic), 1072 nucleotides long. Its product is annotated as peptidyl-prolyl cis-trans isomerase FKBP18, chloroplastic. NCBI's taxonomy places the organism in Eukaryota, Viridiplantae, Streptophyta, Magnoliopsida, Fabales, Fabaceae. The record is from RefSeq and is a predicted model, not a curated record. Gene Ontology annotation, molecular function: peptidyl-prolyl cis-trans isomerase activity. Bases 63 to 749 code for a protein of 228 amino acids. The transcript has 6 exons. Gene Ontology annotation, cellular component: chloroplast thylakoid lumen.